AUGCCACCAACUAUAUAUGCAGGUUCUCUGCAAUCCAAGAAGAAAUCCGAGCUUCAAGCUCUUGCCAACGAUCUGCGACUCGGCGAUGAAGGCACCAGGGAAGACCUACAAACUCGCAUCAAGAAACAUCUAGACGAUCGACAGAAGACACUUGAGGAUGACCCCAGGUUCUCAGGUCUUUUUGGCAGAUCCAGAGGAAGCAGAAAAGGUAGUUCACAGCCUGAGCCAGUUGCUAAACGACGGACAGCAGGCCUGUCUGUUUCUCUCGAUCCCGUUGCAGAAUCAACGCCAGUAAAGGAUUUAAGAGAAGUCUCAACUUUUCUUAAAAAUUCCAUAUUUGAAGAAGAAGAGGAGGAAGAGGAGGAGGAGGAGGCCGAUAAUGACGAAGCUCAAGCUAACAUUUCGUUGAGCAAACUCCCUCCGUUGCCUCCUAGUGCUGAGACCAGCACGGUCAUCAGUCGCAGUGCUAUAAUGGUCAAAAAGGACCUCAUUCCGGUCUCCAAUGCAUCGGUCGAGCACCAAAUGGUUCAGAUCCAUCCCGAGGACAUGGUUUUACAAAAGAGCAACGACCUGUUGAUCAAGUCUAGAACUUUCUUGUCUAGCUCUCUCAACCUCUGGUCUUUGACUGCUGUCUUUGAACUCACCUGCAUCCUGCUCACCAUCACUCCUUGGCAAUUCAAACCUCUCUCCGGUUCAUCGUUUGAUGCCAACAUCCCGUAUCCACCCCCACUCUCCGUCCUUCAAAAUGUAGAUUUUUGGAAAUGCUCGUCGUCGAUAGUCUGGCACUGGUUCAUACCCACACUUUUGGUACCAGCGAUUGCAGGAACGUUGAUCAGCUUCAGUCCCGUCAUGCGUUUCUCCCAUGGAAACGGAGAAUCAGUGGCAGAACCUCUUCCUUUUGACCCUCUAACGGCAUCCAUCGUUCGAUUGGCGGCGCAUCUAGCUUAUCCUUACGAUGAGGCAGCAUUAUGUGGAAGGAGAGACGUACUUGGUUUACAAUGGAGGACGAUUGCGGCGGGUGUUGGAGUUGCGUUUGCUUUCGCAGAAGCUAUCACUGCUGCUGGCACGGGUGGUGUUCGAGGGUCGAACACCCAUGAACGCGUACAAGCGAUCACGCAUUAA
This is a messenger RNA of Marasmius oreades (fairy-ring Marasmius), 1122 nucleotides long. RefSeq lists its product as uncharacterized. The record is from RefSeq and is a predicted model, not a curated record. Gene Ontology annotation, cellular component: membrane. The transcript has 2 exons. The coding region runs from base 1 to 1122 and encodes 373 amino acids. NCBI's taxonomy places the organism in Eukaryota, Fungi, Basidiomycota, Agaricomycetes, Agaricales, Marasmiaceae.